This is a messenger RNA of Ochlerotatus camptorhynchus, 5779 nucleotides long. RefSeq lists its product as uncharacterized. Gene Ontology annotation, molecular function: phospholipid binding; actin binding. The coding region runs from base 65 to 3754 and encodes 1229 amino acids. Gene Ontology annotation, cellular component: actin cytoskeleton; cytoplasmic side of plasma membrane. Lineage: Eukaryota; Metazoa; Arthropoda; Insecta; Diptera; Culicidae. Gene Ontology annotation, biological process: plasma membrane organization; cell projection assembly. The transcript is spliced from 16 exons. The record is from RefSeq and is a predicted model, not a curated record.
AACCAAAGAGAUUGGUACCGCACUGACACGGGUAUGCUUGCGCCACAAGGCAGUCGAGACGCGGAUGAAAACCUUCACCGCUGCCAUCAUGGACUGUCUGAUUGUGCCGUUGCAGGAGAAACUGGAAGACUGGAAGAAACAGGUAGCCAUUAUAGAUAAAGACCAUGCCAAAGAAUACAAACGCUGCCGGGCGGAGUUGAAAAAGCGCUCCAGCGAUACGCUGCGAUUACAGAAGAAAGCCAAGAAGGGUCAAACCGAUAAUUUGCACAUUCUGGUGGAGUCUUCCAUGCAGGACGUGACGUUGCGGCGAUGCGAGCUCGAGGAGGUUGAACGGAAAUCCCUCCGCUCCAUCAUGGUCGAAGAGCGGUCACGUUACUGCACCUUUGUAAAUAUGCUACAGCCUGUGGUACACGAAGAGUGUGAAGUGAUGUCGGAACUAAGUCACCUGCAAGAAGCAAUGCAAAUAAUUGCGGUAGUCACGAAAGAUCCCGCAGUUCUGCCUCAAGCAUCUGAGGAGUUAAUCCUAGAAUCGAAAACAAAUAUCAAUCUCUACCCGGACUCACCGGGUGGUUCCAAUUCCCAAGGAGCUUGCUCGAACUCAUUAGGAUCUCGUAAAAGUUCCGUAUGUUCGAUUAGUUCGAUGAAUAGUAGCAGUAGUGGCUCUCCAGGACAUCAAUUCCAAAGAUCGCUAUCUCAGUACUCUCCGGCGAUACGUUUGAAACCAGGUGAAUCUAGUGAUAGCGGAUUUUGUUCUUCGCCAGCUUUAACUUCGCAGGCGUCCACACUCGCUAGUCAAUCUCAUGCCGUUUCUACAUGGCCACCACAUACGCAAGAUGGUACGAGCUCCGCUGACCGGCCGCACACAAUAUCGUCAGCAUACGAGAAAGGUCACCAGCGGCCAGCAUUAACUGUCUAUACGUUCCAGAAUCCAGAAACGAUAUCGGAAAACCAAAAAUCUCCUGCUAACAUAUUGUGUCGGCCACCGCUUCCAGUUCGAUGUUCGUCACUCGAGAGGCCAUUAUCGACAUCUUCCAUAAAGAAUUCCAAUUCGAAUGUUCCACGACAGUGUCCUUCGCCGAUUCCUGCCCAUAUUACCAAAGAACACCCACAACUACAACCCACCUACGUCAAUAUGACGGAACUGGCAUCGAUGGCUGCCUCAAAGAAUACUAACAAUAAUAACCAAAACGCAACUAACCAGCCCCAAUCGUCGGCGCAAACUCCAAUGCAACCUCAACAAAUGGGGUAUCAACCGCUUCAGCAGCCAAAUUCGCCGGUGUUAUCGUCGGCAUCGUCGCUCAUAUCACCAGAUUCGAGUGCCACCAACGCAAUCAGUUCACCAGAUGUAUCCGCCUGUAGCACUCAGACACCUCAAAAUACGCCUCAGGCUGGUUCACCACAGACGCCUAUCUACAGUAGUAGCUCGGUGAUUGUUCCUACAACCAGUGAUAAUAUUGUUGGUGAAAAUGGUGGUGGUAUGAACACAGCUAACGGUGACGGAAGUGGGCCUCCUUUGACUAUCAUCGAUGGAAUCGCUAGUCCAGAAAGCGUGGCUGUCGCCGGAAAUGAAAAUAAAGAUAUCCUUAAAUGUACCGGUUCAGUUUUAGAGAAAACGUCGAUGUUCGAGCAACAGAUUAACAAUAACCAACUUGCACCCUCACGAAGCGAAGCCAUCUACGGUAGGAAGGGUGAAGAUAUUUACAAAACUACGGGUCUUCUGUCGGAACGAGAUGCAGAUCGGAUCGACAAAGAGACAAUAGAGGAGCUAAAUAAUCUAAUUGGUGAACUAGACCUAUUCCAAAAAGAGCACGAGCUACGGCUGGAAGAACACUUCCAGCAACCGCCGUCCAUGCCCCCACAUGAGAAUGGUAUCAAUCAUUCCAACAACAAUGGAAAUCUGUCAUCAAAUAACAGUGACUCGGCUGGUAGUGAUCGAAACGACAAAAUUUCCAUCUCCAGCUCGAUGAAUAUCGAAGCGAUUAAUAUGUCACUAAAUAGCACCAACCUAGGUAGUGAGUUUCCAUUCAACUACAGUGAUAGUGAUAUGAAUAAGCUCAAUACGGAACAGCAGGGUUGCGACUCUGUGGACUACUCGAAUACAGGAUUUGAAAAUCCUUCUUUUAUGCACUUGAACGAUUCAGAAAUCGUGGUAAUGCGGCAGAACGAGUUUGGAAGAAUUGAUCCUGAGAAUUAUUACAGCCAAAAUAUGAGCGAAGUAGUUGUCUUGAGAUGCAAGGAUGUUGCCAAACCCGACUCGAACCGAAUGGAUGAUACCGCAAGUGUAGAUAGCCAGCAGCGGCUGAGUUCGUUCAAGUUAAAUUCCAGAUCUGCGUCGCCAGCACUAUCUUCGUUUGCAGUGUCGCGAUCACCAACGCCGUCGCUGUCGGUGCCACCAUCAAGUGCUACAACUCCCACGAUGGCGUCACCGCAGCAUAAUAUUGCUAUCAGCAUCUAUAACAAUAACAACAACAGCAAUCAUGUGAUAAACAUCCAUCACCAUACCCAGCAGCAUCAGCAGCAGCACUCCACCAAUGGUAAUGAGAAAUGCUCGUUGAUCUCAAUGCCUUCUGAUGAGCGCAUUAAUAGAAUUAAGCCAGCAAUCACGCCACGACCUGCAUCGUUAUCUGGACCCAACCGUGUUGCCAGACGGUCGUCUGUAAAUACCGUGAAACCACCACCGCCGGUGAGAAGAAGUUCUAGUGUAACACCCAGUCCUAACCUUGGAGCAGCUUCACCAAAUCUGGCACAGCAAAGUCUCGCAUAUACGUCAUCGGAAAGCUUACCACCUCCUCCUGCAUAUCUUCUUGACAGCACAACUGGAAAUUCACUUAUUCCAGGAAACGUAGCGGGUACGGUUAAAGCACUGAACGAAAUCAGGCACAAACCGGCAAGUCCCAGUGUUCUUCGACGCGCUCAACAGAACCUGCCAACCCAACAGCCGUCUCCUUCGUACUCUACAAAUGCAUACAACAGCACGCCAACACACGAUCACACUAGCACUACUUCUAUGCAUUACCCAUCACAAUCUCCGCCAAAUUAUUUUCCCUCCAGCAGUGAUAAUCCUAGUAUGUCAUCCAACCGAAAUUCGAAAUCAUCGCCGCAUCAACAAGGGAUUUACGCACAACCGAAACAAAUAACAAGUAUGUCGAGCUUCCGAACUGCAACUCCAGGGCCGCAAAAGCAGAGCACUGGAUUUCUGGCGCAAUUGAACGCUAGAAUUGCACCAAACAAACCCCAGCCACCAGCAUCUCCACAGCACUAUCAGCAGCAACAAUCCUUCACGUAUACAACAGCCCCAUCAAGUGAAUCGACUUAUCAUAGAAGUAGCCCGGCGGAUCAACGGUCAUCAUAUAGCACUAGCAAUCAACAACAGCAGCAAUCAUCAAUUCAUCAUGGAAUCUAUUCAUCUUCCCAGCAAGCAUCCACUCACCAGCAACAGCAACAGUCACACUAUUAUCAGCAACAGCAGCAGCAAGCAGUCAGUCAAAGAGACGAUCGUAGCAAUAGUGCCAGUAAUGCAAACACCAACAACGUCCUCGCCAAAACUAGCGCAGGUUUUUUGGAAAACCUAAACGCCAGGCUAGCAGAGCAAAGACUGUCCGGGAAGGCAUUUGCCGUACGGAAUCUCAUCAACAGUAAGGCACUGCCGGACCCACGGAUAUGUCACGAAUCGUUAAUGGAUCAAAUCAAGCGUGGUGCAACGCUGAAACGCAAUCGAACGAUUAACGACCGAAGUGCACCGAAAAUCCACUAAAUCAGAGCACAACACCAUCGACAGAUCAAAUCAAGCCAAAUUCAACUUUUUCGAGAAUAAAGAAAGAAGAAAUCCUGUGUGCUCAUCAAAUCAGUGCCACAGAUUUACGCUCGCAGAUUGAUAUGUCCCUAGCAAUCUGUUUCAGUUAACAGGCACUGUCUUUAUAACAACACAUUUUUCGUCCAACGGAACAAGAGAAAUCAGCGGGAUUUUAAUUUCAAUUUACAGUUAUAUUAUUUGUUGAUUUAUUUUCGCUAGUCGAAGGAAAGAGUAUCGUCGUAAUAAAAUUGAACGGGGAUGGGUGAAGUCUUUAAAGAACUGAUUGUAAUCAAAAUAUUUUUAUUAAAAUCCAACAAAAUAGUAACCAUGAAUAAAUAAAAGUUGAUUAUACAUAUUAGAAGUGUUAUCUAAUAACUAACGUGUAUUUAGUAUUGGUUCAAUCAUUGCUGUAUUAGUUAGAUUGCUGAAUAUCACUACAGACGAUUAGUAAAGAAGUGGCAGAUUUAACAAUAAGUGAGGUUACUGCACUUGGAAGCGAUUAUACCGCAACGAGUAAUAUUUGAAAAGCUUUCAUUCAAGUUAAGUACGUAUUUGAAAAGCACGCUUUCGUUUUAUUCUUCAUUGUGUCUUCAAACGAGCACAAAUUUUACAGUAACAAUAUAUACUCACGAAAUUUAUACCAAAGGAACGAUUUUUCAUUUACAUUUCAAAACUUUUAAACAAAUAUCAAGUUUUAACCUACAUAUACAGAACUGAAUACUGUGUAAAAAAGUAUACAAUAGAAACAAAAUAUCAUUUUCUUCUAAAAAAAUGAAAACUUAAAGCACUGACAUUGAAGUCUCCUUUAGGAGCAAUUCAAAAUUCCAUGAAUAAUAAAGCAACAACUAUAUCAAUUAUCAACAGUUGUACUGAAAAAAAGCUUGUGUACUCUACAUAUUAAUGAAUAAACCAUACUUUAUUGGAAGCUAACUAUAUUGGACAUCGACUAAUAGGAAAAUCAAGAGGAAAUACAGUAAAUGUCGUCCAUUAACAUUUUAGAGAUUGACAAAUGUUUGCGUUGAUGAUAAUAUUAAGCUCAAUGGAAGUGAGGGAGAUGUCUACAAACAAUUCCUGGCUUUAAGUAUUGAAGUAAAGAAGGAAUAUAAAGGCUGAUUUUAGUAACAUCCUAGGAUCCAAGCAUAAGGGUAUUGAUAAAAGCAUAUCCUUAGUUCACAAACACACGCGUCAUCGCAAGAGCAACAGAUUUAUCGAAACGUUACUACUAACGUAUCGGUCUUCCACCAAAGAUGAAACAGCAUCAAACGUGAAUGGAUACAACAUCAUCUAGGUUAUUAUUCCUAGCAGAAUAUGUAAAUUGCGUUUCCUUCGCGGUACCAGUUAACGAAUCGGAAGAGGCUAAAUUGUAGUUUUGUUUUUUUUUUGCGACCAGAGUAAUAUUUUUCUGUACCGAUUAUUUAUUUAUAGAUUGAUAUUUAUUUGUCAGAUAUAGACAGCAUUUUGGAGUGUUUCCGUUUGGAUUUGAAUCUCGAAUAGCCGCCUGGAAUUAAAUUUUCUUCGCUUUUUACUUUGUAAUUUACUACGCCAAUCUUGUAUAUAUACGUGUAAUAUUUUUGAAAAUCGAUUAGUUCGUAGGUUAAAUUAUUCGUAACACUGAGAAGUUAUCGUUAACAUCACUUCGAAUCAAUCGAUCGGUAAAUAUUUAUGUCCACAAAAGCAAAGCAAACACAAAUUGUAAACAACAAAAAGAAACAAUAAUUACUGAUAGGUAAGCCGAAACAAACUAGUUACAGUCCGUAUGAAACAACAAAAGUAGCACGAUGACAGCAAAUAUAACGGGAAUCAUAUAUUUUUAUACGAGUCAAGCAUUAGAAUCAUGAGUUUUCGAAUAAUAAAGACAAAAAAAUGAAAUGUACCGGAUAACUGUAAAAUUAUGUAAUGUUUAAUUUCAAUCUCUACAUUAUAAUAACGUCAUGAACAUAUAUCGCUGUAAUCCACAAAAUAUGGAAUAAAAACGAGUAACUGUAA